Molecule: messenger RNA, 2532 nt
Organism: Beta vulgaris subsp. vulgaris (sugar beet)
Lineage: Eukaryota; Viridiplantae; Streptophyta; Magnoliopsida; Caryophyllales; Amaranthaceae
Product: ABC transporter G family member 11
Exons: 10
Coding region: 258-2429 (723 amino acids)
Cellular component (GO): membrane
Molecular function (GO): ABC-type transporter activity; ATP hydrolysis activity; ATP binding
Source: RefSeq, a predicted model, not a curated record
CUGUUUGCAUGCAAAUACAAUGGAGUUAAUCAUAUGAGUUAAAUUCCUUGACUAAUAACUCCCCAACCUCCUAGUCAAAUUCACGUUAAACCUCCCUCUCCAUACAAUCCUCAUUUCUUCCCUUCAUCACUUCCUCACACACUUCUCUCUCUCUUUAUAAAUACAUCUCUUACAAAAAACUUCACUCUUCCAUACAAAACUCAACUCCUUUUUUUUUUCUUUUUUUUUUUAACAAUUCUUUAAACAAAAAACAAACCAUGAAAACAUCAUCCUCAUCAACAAAUAAUAACCAUGUAAUAAUGGAGAUAGAAGCCAUAAAAAACCAAAACCAAGACGAUAACAACAACAACAGUGAUGAACACGGCACCGUAGCGCUUCCUGGGUUAAGUCCCUUAAGUGAGACCUUAUGGAGAGAUGUAAAUAAAACAGAAUUGAUCGGCGAUGUCUCAGCAAGACUAACAUGGAAUGAUCUAACGGUGAUGGUUACACUAAGUAACGGUGAUACUCAAAAAGUAUUAGAAAGUUUAACUGGUUAUGCUGAACCUGGUUCAUUUACUGCUCUUAUGGGACCUUCUGGUUCUGGUAAAUCUACUCUUCUUGACGCUCUCUCUAGUCGCCUUGCUGCUAAUGCUUUCCUCUCUGGUACCAUUUUACUCAAUGGUCGCAAAACCAAGCUCUCUUUUGGCGCUGCGGCUUAUGUGACACAAGAUGAUAACUUGAUCGGGACAUUAACUGUUAGAGAAACUAUAUCAUACUCAGCUCGGCUUCGUUUGCCAGACAAAAUGGCGUGGUCGGAAAAACAAGCACUGAUAGAAAGCACCAUCAUUGAAAUGGGGCUACAAGAUUGUGCGGACACUGUGAUCGGAAACUGGCAUUUGAGAGGCAUUAGUGGUGGUGAGAAACGGAGGGUUAGCAUUGCUAUUGAGAUACUGAUGCGACCUCGCUUGCUCUUCCUCGAUGAACCUACUAGUGGUCUAGACAGUGCGUCUGCAUUCUUCGUAAUAGAGACAUUGCGAGGACUAUCAAGAGACGGAAGAACUGUCAUUGCCUCGAUUCAUCAGCCGAGCAGUGAGGUUUUCGAGCUGUUUGAUCGUUUGUACUUGCUUUCAGGGGGGAAGACUGUUUAUUUUGGCCAAGCAUCAGAAGCAUAUGACUUCUUUGCUCAAGCUGGUUUUCCAUGCCCUGCUUUGAGGAAUCCAUCUGAUCACUUCCUUAGGUGUAUUAACUCUGAUUUUGACAAAGUCAAAGCUACAUUAAAAGGAUCCAUGAAAUUACGGUUUGAGGCUAGUGAUGACCCAUUAGAGAAGAUCACAACAGCUGAAGCUACUCGAACUCUGAUUAGCCAUUAUAGUACGUCCCAACAGUCUUAUUCAGCUCGACAUAGAGUAGAUGAGAUCUCUAAAGUGAAAGGAACUGUUUUAGACUCGGGAGGAAGUCAGGCUAGCUUCUUGAUGCAGACUUUCACCUUAACCAAACGUUCAUUCGUUAACAUGUCGAGAGAUUUUGGUUAUUACUGGUUGAGGCUGGUAAUUUACGUAGUGGUUACCAUGUGUAUCGGAUCCAUCUUUCUAAAUGUUGGAACCAGUUUCAAUGCCAUCUUGGCAAGAGGCUCUUGUGCAUCAUUUGUUUUCGGCUUUGUCACCUUCAUGUCUAUUGGUGGAUUUCCGUCUUUUGUGGAAGAUAUGAAGGUAUUCCAAAGGGAAAGGUUGAAUGGACACUAUGGUGUGGCAGCAUUUGUGAUCAGCAACACAAUAUCUGCGAUGCCAUUUCUAAUGUUGAUAACCUUUAUUUCGGGGACGGUGUGUUACUUCAUGGUUCAUCUUCAUCCUGGCUUUGAGCACUACAUCUUCUUCGUGCUGUGUCUUUAUGCAAGCGUCACAGUUGUUGAGAGCUUAAUGAUGGCCAUUGCAAGUAUUGUUCCCAAUUUCCUCAUGGGUAUUAUCACUGGUGCUGGAAUUCAGGGAAUUUUCAUGCUAGUUUCGGGCUUCUUCCGGCUCCCCAAGGACAUACCAAAGCCAGUAUGGCGUUAUCCCAUGUCUUACAUCAGUUUCCAUUUCUGGGCUCUUCAGGGACAAUACCAAAAUGAUCUGAAGGGACUAGUGUUCGACAACAGAACACCGGAUCUCCCGAAGAUCCCAGGGGAGUACGUACUGGAGAAUGUAUUUCAGAUUGAUGUAAAUCGUUCGAAAUGGGUGGACCUAAGUGUAAUCUUUAGCAUGAUUAUCAUUUAUCGAAUCAUCUUCUUCGUGAUGAUCAAGAUCAAUGAGGAUGUUACGCCUUGGGUUGGAGGAUAUAUUGCUAGGAGAAGAAUCCAACACAAGAAUCGAAACCAGAAUUAUACUACUACUGUUGCACCUGAUCGUCUCUCUCAAUCCCCUUCCCUUAGAGCUUAUGUAGCUCGUCGUUCUGCAUAUGCCGCUAAUAAGUAAUUAAUAGCAACACCCAACAGGAGUAGCUCACCUGGAAAUGUGUUCAUACUACUCAAGAGUGUAACGAUUUAUAUCUAUAUAUAUAUAUGCUUCGAGUUGUGAA